This is a messenger RNA of Formica exsecta, 906 nucleotides long. Its product is annotated as carbonic anhydrase 1-like. The coding region runs from base 10 to 906 and encodes 298 amino acids. The transcript has 4 exons. Gene Ontology annotation, cellular component: cytoplasm. The record is from RefSeq and is a predicted model, not a curated record. Gene Ontology annotation, molecular function: carbonate dehydratase activity; zinc ion binding. Lineage: Eukaryota; Metazoa; Arthropoda; Insecta; Hymenoptera; Formicidae.
UGGUUUACAAUGUGUGUGUUAUAUAAUAUAAUUUCAUUUAUUCUAGUGUUAUUAUUAAGUGAUAUGUGGAACUUGACACAAGUUUUCUUAUAUAUAAAGAAUGAUCUCCAGCUACCUACUUUUUCAUUUGGAUACGCUCAUCAGAAUGGUCCCCAUACUUGGAAGGAUCUAUAUCCCGGAAGCACCGGUAGCAAUCAAUCGCCUAUCAAUAUUAUCACCAGGCUCACUGUAGUAGUGCAACCAUCUGAACCACUUCGAUGGAUCAAUUAUAAUAGCGUACCAAAAUCGAUGACUAUCAUGAACGACGGUCAUACUGUGAUAUUCCGAGGAUCCUGGACCAGUACUACACGGCCACAGCUUCAAGGGGGACCUUUGACCGAUACGUAUGAUUUCUCUCAUGUUCGCUUCCAUUGGGGUCCGUCCAACGAAGAGGGCAGUGAACAUACUUUGGACUAUGUUCGUUUUCCUAUGGAACUACAAAUUGUCCAUAGAAAACGUGGAAUUAAAUCGCUGUUGGAAGCAAUCAGCCUCGGAGUGAAAGACGGAGUAGCGAUUGUUUCGUUCUUUCUUCAAAUAAAUUAUGCGGAUAAUCCUUAUCUGGAUCACAUUGUGAGAAAUUUGCGGCGCAUUACCUAUCCGGGAACUGAAGUCGGCAUACCUCCUUUCCCAUUGGAAUGGCUUGUUUUACCUUUUGACAGAGAUUACUAUACAUACACUGGGUCUCUUAGCUAUCCUCCUUGCAGUGAAAUAGUUACAUGGAUCAUUCAGCAAGAACCAAUUGCCAUAUCUGUAUCACAGGUGGAACAAUUUCGAAAACUAUGUUCAAUGGAUGGACAGUUACUUCUAAAUUGUCGACCAGUUCAAUCACUAAACGAUCGUGAGGUUUACUUUUACGAAGAAAGUUAA